Diospyros lotus (date-plum) is the source of this 2684-nucleotide messenger RNA. RefSeq names its product DEAD-box ATP-dependent RNA helicase 32. The record is from RefSeq and is a predicted model, not a curated record. Gene Ontology annotation, molecular function: ATP binding; nucleic acid binding; RNA helicase activity. NCBI's taxonomy places the organism in Eukaryota, Viridiplantae, Streptophyta, Magnoliopsida, Ericales, Ebenaceae. The transcript is spliced from 8 exons. Gene Ontology annotation, cellular component: nucleus. Gene Ontology annotation, biological process: rRNA processing. Bases 80 to 2329 code for a protein of 749 amino acids.
CAGAGAGCCGCCCUGUGAACCCUUAAGACCCGGAGUCUCAAAAACCCUUGAGAAACCCUAGCUGCGAGAAUCUUCCGAGAUGAAACGGCCGAAGUCCAGGCAAUCCAUUCGCGGCCAAAAACGGCUCUCGGAGCUCCAGGAAAUCGAAUUGCUGGAAUCAUGGAUUGAAUUCGGCAAGCCCCAAUCCGGUUCUAAUCCCUUGGCGGUCCGUCCGUUGGCGCCCGACGCUCCGAUUGGCCGAAUCGACGGCAACACCUUUUCUCUCUACGCUGGUUGCAAGAAAUUCGAUCAGUUGCCUCUGUCUCAGAAGACGAAAGAUGGGCUGCGAGAUGCGAAAUACACCAAAAUGACCGAAAUUCAGAGGGCUUCGUUGCCCCAAGCGCUCUGCGGUCGUGACAUACUUGGGGCCGCGAAAACUGGCUCCGGAAAGACUCUGGCCUUCAUCGUUCCGGUUCUGGAGAAGUUAUACAGAGCUAGAUGGGGCCCAGAGGAUGGGGUUGGCAGCAUUAUAAUAUCUCCCACACGGGAGUUAGCUAGUCAGCUUUUUGAAGUGCUGAAGUCUGUUGGGAAGCACCACGCUUUUAGUGCUGCCCUCCUAAUUGGUGGCCGCAAAGAUGUUGAUACUGAGAAAGAACAUGUAAAUGGGAUGAACAUCCUGGUCUGCACUCCUGGAAGACUUCUUCAACACAUGGAUGAAACUCCAAACUUUGAUUGUUCUCAGCUUCAGGUUUUUGUCCUUGAUGAGGCAGAUCGUAUUCUUGAUGUGGGAUUUAAGAAGGCACUUAAUGCAAUAAUUUCACAGCUACCAAAACUUAGGCAAACCUUGCUUUUCUCAGCCACUCAAACAAAGUCAGUUCAGGAUCUUGCAAGACUCAGUUUGAAGGAUCCAGAGUAUGUUAGUGUGCAUGAAGAGUCUGUAACUGCCACACCAAAUCGUUUGCAUCAGACGGCAAUGAUUGUUCCACUUGAUCAGAAGUUAGACAUGCUGUGGAGCUUUAUAAAAGCACAUCUUAACUCAAAGAUACUUGUAUUCCUUUCAAGCUGCAAACAGGUUAAAUUUGUUUUUGAAGCAUUCAAGAAGCUUCGUCCUGGAAUCCCCUUAAAAUGUCUUCAUGGAAGGAUGAAGCAGGACAGAAGGAUGGGAAUCUACUCUCAGUUUUGUGAGCAACGUUCUGUUCUCUUCUCAACUGAUGUUGCAUCCAGAGGCCUUGAUUUUAACAAGGCAGUUGAUUGGGUUGUCCAGGUGGAUUGUCCAGAAGAUGUUGCGGGUUACAUACACAGGGUUGGGCGUACUGCUCGCUAUCUUAGUGGUGGGAAAUCAGUUCUAUUCUUGUUGCCGUCGGAAAUGAAAAUGCUUGAAAAAUUGCAAGAGAAGAAGAUACCAAUUCAGUUUAUCAAGGCAAACACAAAAAGGCUGCUACCAGUUUCUGGAUCGUUGACAGCUUUAUUAGCCAAGAGUGAAGAUCUGCAGAAACUUGCUCAUAGGGCCUUCAUCACAUAUUUGAGGUCUAUCUAUAUACAGCAAGACAAGGAGGUUUUUGAUGUCAUGAAAUUGCCUGUCGAAGAAUUCUCAGCAUCUUUGGGAUUGCCAAUGACUCCAAGAAUACGUUUUUUGAAACAGAAAAAUAAGGGGAAGAAAGUGUUGGGAGAUUUAUCUCUUCAAGAAGAAAAUUUUGACAAAGAGAAUUUGUUAGAACUUCCAAGAAAAAAUCUAGUGACCAGUAAUCUUGAAGAUGAUGGUGGGGAUGAACUUCUAUUAUCUAAAGAGGCUCCACUUGAAGGGCAAGGAAAAGAAACCAACAUUGGAGAUGUUGCGCCGGCAACACGGGUUUUGAAGAAAAAGAGACUGAAAAUUAAUGUGCACAGACCAAUGGGAACGAAAGUUCUCUUCGAUGAUGAAGGCAACACGCCUUCCCCCCUUGCAACAUUAGCGAACAACAUCGAGGGUAGUGAUGACUUGAUUAAACAUGACAAGGUUUAUGAAAGAUACGCUGCAUUAAGAGAAGAGAUGUCGCAGCAACUGAAGGAAGACAAGCUUCGGGACCGACAACGUCGCAAGGAGAAACGCAUGAAGGAAAAAAUGAAGAGGAAAAGGGGACAGAAGGAAGGGGAUGAGGAGGAGGAAGAUGUUGGUAGUUCAGACGAGGAAGGAGCAGGCAGGAAGCAGCUGGGCAAAAGGUCGAAGAUAUACUUCGAUGGCGAUAGCGACAGCGAUGAUGAUACAGAGAGAAAGAGAGAUAAUAAAACUGCUGGUAUCAAAGCCGAUUCCAUUUCCUUGGCAGAGCAAGAGGAACUGGCUCUCAAGCUGUUGAGCUCCAUGCACUCAUAAAUUACAGUGGUUUUGGCAAGCAAGUGAUAAAAGUAAAGUUGAAAGUAGGUUUUUGGCAAAGUUUAGACACAGUUGCUUUAAAAAUCCAAUCUUCUGGUCUGGUCUGGUUUGGCUGGUUUAUAUAUAUAUACACGAGCUUGUAAAUUUGUCUUCCCCCCAUAAUGCCCGAGGAUGGAAGACAAAUGCUGGUUGGGGGCUGUUAACAGUAUGAGGUUUCAGUUUUCUUUCAAAUUUUCAAUUCUUAGAUUGAUUUUUCUCUAUUUGUUUUUCUUUUUUUUUUUUUAGUCAUUUUCCGGCAACUCUCAAUAUGAAAAAAAUUAAUCUAAGGGAAGGAAUCAGCUAAAUUUGCUUCUCA